AUGUCUUGCUUAAAAUCACAGGCCAAUGGCAAUUGUGGCAGUUUCAUGACUGAUGCUCUACUAAAGACCAGCAAGCACACAGUCACAGCGCUCACAAGAGAUAACAUAAGCCUGAAACAUUGGUCAGAGCUCUCCAAAACCAGGAUGUUAUUGGUCAUUACUCUUGAUGGACAUGCCUCAGAGGGAACCGAAUUGACCUUGAUUGAGGCUGCCGGCGAUGCUGGUGUAAAAUGGAUCAUGCCGAAUGAAUGGUGCCCUGACACUACAGAUGAGGCGCUAGUGAAAGAUGUCUUUGUUUUCCAUUUACUGAAAAUCCUCUGUCUAGCGACUGCUCGCAAAGCUAUCGUUGAUUACGGCAAGAUUAACUUCAUUACCCUGUCUACUGGCUUCUGGUACGAGUGGAGUCUUGCAAUCCCUUCAGCCCUCGGAAUUGGUCUGAUCAAUCAUACUGCAACUUUGUUCGAUGAGGGUGAAACGAAAGUUUCUAUCUCGACAUGGCCGCAGGAACGUAAUCGGAUCGGUUUUGCAAAGAUGUUGUAUACACGAGUUUUCUAUCCCGAUGGUUGGGGAAACACUGACCAGAAGGGCACGCUCAAUGAUAUGCUUAGUUUACCAGAGGAUGAUAUUGAUGAAGCAAAUAAGGUUAACAUCGAGCGCUCAAAGACCUCUCCCUGGGGCUGA
Penicillium atrosanguineum is the source of this 681-nucleotide messenger RNA. RefSeq lists its product as uncharacterized. Bases 1 to 681 code for a protein of 226 amino acids. The record is from RefSeq and is a predicted model, not a curated record. The transcript has 3 exons. Lineage: Eukaryota; Fungi; Ascomycota; Eurotiomycetes; Eurotiales; Aspergillaceae.